UUACGUCGACUGCCUGACCAUGGCGCUGAGGAACACCGGCUGCACAACGAACCCUUUCUUCCUGACUUCGGAAUCAAAUCUAAUAAGAAGGAAGGUGCGCGACAAAAACCUCACCUGCGACCUCUACAGUGAUCUACUGAUACUCCAGGAAGGCUCCGAACGUAGCUGCUUGCGGGUUCGUGCCGUGAAGCUGUUCUUCAAAUGCGGCACGGCGUUUCAUUUCCACAUAGAAGGAAAAUCAUUGACGCCAGGAACAAUAUGCGAACUCUUGAAAACGUACGUGGAGUGCGGAAACGUCGCUCUUAAGGACACAAACUGCACAAACGACGAAACACUGCAGGCGCACAUGGGUUUUUUCUUGAGCCAGUCCCUGCAAAAACACUCUUUGCAUUGCCCUAAUAUCACCAGCCACAAGAGAAUGUCGCCGUUCUUGAAAGGUGCUCCAAGAGCGGCUUCCAAAGUUCAGCACUGGGCCAUGGCAAACAGUGAAUACGGCAACGCUGAUGAGCAUCGCAACGAAGAGCCCCAUUUGAAGCAUACCGAAGGAUGUGCUAUUGAAGACGCCCUGCGUCGUUAUUUCACGUGUGGUUCAAACUUCCUAUGGAAGAUGGUGAUAUGGAAAAGACAUUUUGCGAAGCACCAGCACGUCUACAACCUUACUGCGAAUGAAACGGGCCCGACAACACCUUCUCUCAGGAUGUUGGCGAGGAAGGCGAACGAGGAUGAUGAAGUCUGCGGGGUGAUCAAACAACUCCAGGAAUGCACGAACGAAAUCAUAUCCCACAGCGAGUGCAAGAAUGUUGACGGCCUCUCCACAAAAAUGCUCACCAUGCAGGAAAUACUCAUCGGGGACUCAGCGAAGUCAGCCUGCAAAUUCUUGCAUAAGGAAAAGCACGCUGUCUAUUCAUCGUACAGCAAACAGAAUCUGCCUCCACCAGGUUGCUCGUACAGGAAGCUUGUCAAGCUCUUUUCGUACUGCGUGGUCAAUUUUUUCUCAAGUUUUGCCAUGGCCAAGGACACCAUGCAGGCGUGCAUGUUUCUUGGCAGACAUGGUUCCUGUGUGCAACAGGCACGCAAGCUGACCAACUGCAGCAUGAAAGUGAAAGAGCUGGAAGAUUUUGUCUACCUCACGAACGUUGUGCAGGACAAAUACUCCUCCCGGUGCAAGCCAGAAGACAAGAACACACUGGCGGAGAAGAAAGCCGAAGCUGGAGUACCAUCUCUUUGCAAGAAGAAAAGUCUACUUCAAAAAUACCUGAGGUGCAGUUUUACGCUCCAAAAUAUGCUCUCGGUCAAGAUCGACGAAUGUAGGGCUCUUGAUUCAUUUUCGCAGUGUUUCAUGGAAGCCCGAGCAGACAACGAGUGCACAUACACGGACGACAGCUUCACCUCCAUUAUGCAGAUGCAGACGGAGUUAAUGACCGACACCCUUAGGUCUCGCUGCACGCAGAAGUCCGCCGACUUGAAUGUCUUGCUGAAAUGCGCUCAACCCGACGCGCUGAAGAAGAUGCUUCUUUGUGGCCUUUCUUAUAACAAGCUUAUGGAAGAUUUGAAGAGGCAAGGGGAGUACUACGUCACGUCGACGACAUGCAGUUACUUAGCAGAAUACCAGCACUGCAUGAUCGAUGUCGAGAGGACCACUGGCUGCACGAAGUCUACACUUCACGAGCACACAUCGGCUAUACUGAAUUUCUGGACUUGGAAUGUGGCUCCAUUGUGUGAAAGCGCCGCUUCUCUGUUGCUGACAGACGUUGAUCCCAAAUGUGACUACCCAAAAUCACUCUUAAAGGCUCUCCAAUGUACCAUAGAAUUUCAGGAGUUCGCUGAGCAAGCUACAUGGGACACGAUGACGUCAGCCGAAUCUUGCUCGUCUCUGGAAAUGCUCGACAAAUGCCUGAUACACUCUCUGGACAAUGGACAGUGCAAGCACAGCCUGAAUGCCAAGGCUCAAGUGUCCGUGCUGAGGUCGUUACUCAUGGCCGAGUACAAAGUGACCUGCCGCAAAGUAUACCAGUCGGCACCCGGAAUGUCUGAGAUGCAGCCGGACGACUACGUAUACGAGGAUUACUACUACUUUGGCGACGAAGUUGUGCGCACGAGGGCACCAGAAAAGAGGCCUGACCACUUCCUCGAGGAGCAGUUGAGUAACGGAACGAGGAUCGCUCCAAGUGCCCGCUUGAAACUGCACGAUCAUCUCGCGAGGAUCUACAACAAGGUGCGUGGGUUCGGGUUUGACAAGAUCAUGAACAAGGUCAAACAUGAUCCGCAGCCCCCCAACGUGCUAGUAACAACCCCGACCGCCGCAUUCAAUAUGACGAACUCCAGCGAUGAACAGCAACCCCAAUCGCCAAUGACGGGUGUGGUCAUUCCGGUUCUUGACAACGAUGACGGACUGUGCAACAUGGCUGGGUACGAGAGGGAAAAGCAACGCUGCAGUCAGUAUAUAUCUGAGCAAGCCAGAAAGUACAAACGAAACGUCAAGUAUAUACCGGUGUCCAAUCUCAGAGACAUCGCCGACAACGUGUGCAAGAUGGUGGACCUCUACCGUGCCUGCAUGAGCGAAAUAGCUGAGCGCAAUAAGUGUCUGGUGAUGCUCGCCAACACACCUCGGAUUGUCGAGAACGAGCUGAUAAAACUUGGCCUGACGUUUUGCACUACUGCUACGAUCGGGUCAGGAUGCCAGCCCCGGUACGACGCCGGUACAGUCACUGUCGUAUUCCUGUGCAGCCUGAGUUUGAGGAUCCAAAAUUGGGAAUAAAUAUCGAG
Molecule: messenger RNA, 2766 nt
Organism: Dermacentor andersoni
Lineage: Eukaryota; Metazoa; Arthropoda; Arachnida; Ixodida; Ixodidae
Source: RefSeq, a predicted model, not a curated record